CUCGACCGUUGUGACGGUUAUAAUAUUCUUUCACUUUCACUGAUAUUUAGCUUAUUUUAACUUAAUUUAAACCAAACUAUUUGUUCUUCUUUAAGUAGUCUUUCUCUUAUUUAUUUCUACGUAUAAAAUGAGCAUGACUAGGAUGCGAACACGCUCCCAAGUGCCUUUAACUGAAAGAAACGAAGAUGUUAUUGCAAAGCAAGAAGUACAACGGAAAAAGGCCCUUGUAGAUACGGCUCCUUUCAUUAAAUAUCCAGGUAAAAUAGUCUACAGCACUGAUUUUACUUCUAUUGCUGAAAAUUGUGCGAAAUUACUUGAUAAAGCAAACAAGACAGAAGACUUAUUCAUCCUUGGUUUUGAUAUUGAAUGGCCAUUUAGCUUUCAAACUGGUUCAGGCAAAGCCUCAGUGGUCCAAAUCAGUCCAAAUUUAGAUAUUUGUUAUGUGCUGCAAGUUAGCAGUUCAAAUAAACUUCCCAAAGCUUUGACAGAGUUAUUAUGUCAUGAUAAAGUGCGUUUGACUGGUAUUUGUGUUAAAAAUGAUGUGAGAAAACUGCAUAGAGAUUUCCCAGGUUUUGAUGUUGACAAAGCAGUAGAUAAUUGCAUUGAUUUGGGUGUUAUGGCUAAUACUGUGGCUGGUUUUACUCAGAGAUGGAGUCUUGAGAAGUUAGUUUUGCAUUUUUUUGAGAUGAGAAUAAGCAAAGACAAAGCAGUUCGAAUGAGUAAAUGGCAUGUUGCUCCACUUUCAGAAGCACAGCAAGUUUAUGCAGCUUUGGAUGCUUAUGCUUCUUUGAAGUUGUAUCAUCAUAUUAAGCAAGAACAAGACAAUCAGGUGGAUGAUGAAGAUCAAGAGAAUCAAGAAAUGGACAUUAACUAAUUUUUAAACUGAGAUUACUAAUAAUUAAGACUGGUUGUGCUCUAUAAAUGAUGUUUGACUUGUAUAAUCAAUUGAGAUUUAGUGAUAUUUUACUAUUUUGACAUAAUGUGAAGCGUUUAGAUCUGUGGCAGAAACUGAUCUGUUGAACAGGUCAAGUUUAUUGAAUAAAACUCGAGUAGCAAAACA
This is a messenger RNA of Dalotia coriaria, 1060 nucleotides long. RefSeq names its product WRN exonuclease (gene WRNexo). Gene Ontology annotation, biological process: nucleobase-containing compound metabolic process. The record is from RefSeq and is a predicted model, not a curated record. Gene Ontology annotation, molecular function: nucleic acid binding; 3'-5' exonuclease activity. The transcript is spliced from 6 exons. The coding region runs from base 128 to 874 and encodes 248 amino acids. Lineage: Eukaryota; Metazoa; Arthropoda; Insecta; Coleoptera; Staphylinidae.